AUGCUCUGUGCCUUAGGUCUGUUUGUCUACCAGUCACUGGACGCUAUUGAUGGAAAACAGGCACGAAGGACAAACAGUAGUUCCCCACUUGGAGAACUAUUUGACCACGGAUGUGACUCUAUAUCUAUAGUGUUUAUUGCAGUGGGGACAAGUGUGGUGAGACUUGGAACCAUUCGUUGGAUGUUCUACUGCCGCUUUGUCAGCAUGUUCAUGUUCUUCUGUGCUCAGUGGCAGACUUAUGUGUCUGGUACACUGAGGUUUGGAGUGAUUGACGUAACAGAACUUCAGCUAUCUGUAACCAGGGUCUUUUUUCUGUCUGCAUUUUGUGGAACAACUUUUUGGGACUAUGAGAUUCCUAUAACUGGACUACCACUUAAAGUCUUACCUCUUAUUGGGAUCAUGUUGGGAACAAUUUAUUCCUGCAGCAACUAUUUUAGAGUAAUUCUCAGCGGUGGAGUAGGCAAGAAUGGAUCUACUGUAGCCGGAACCAGUGUUCUUUCUCCUGGCCUUCAUAUUGGACUGGUUCUUAUACUGGGACUAAGGAUUUACAUUAGUCUGCAAGUCAGCAACAACUUAUUCUACAAACAUUUGGCUCUUUAUACAUUAACAUUUGGGUUUGUUAGUGCCAAAAUUACUAUCAAGCUUGUGUUGGCUACUUCAAUAGCCUUAUUUAUUAGAACAUUGAGGGUUUUUCUGAGUUGA
This is a messenger RNA of Pseudophryne corroboree (corroboree frog), 702 nucleotides long. RefSeq names its product cholinephosphotransferase 1-like. Gene Ontology annotation, cellular component: endoplasmic reticulum membrane; Golgi apparatus. Gene Ontology annotation, biological process: phospholipid biosynthetic process. The record is from RefSeq and is a predicted model, not a curated record. NCBI's taxonomy places the organism in Eukaryota, Metazoa, Chordata, Amphibia, Anura, Myobatrachidae. Gene Ontology annotation, molecular function: diacylglycerol cholinephosphotransferase activity.